AUGAGUACUUGCCCUGUGCAAGCUUACUUGUAUGAUGGCUACUGGGAAGACAUUGGUACAAUUGAGGCUUUCUAUAAUGCAAAUAUGGGAAUCACCAAAAAGUCUGUGCCUGACUUCAGGAUAUUGAAUGCAGUUUAUUCAGUUCAUGGUCAUGGUUUCACCAACAUUCGUUUUCUGGUUGUUGUGUUCCAGACGGAUGCUGAUAAGAGGUUUCUAGCUGCUAAAGGCAGUGUUCCAAUUGGUAUCGGUAGGAACUCUCAUAUCAGAAGGGCAACGAAUUGGGAAAAAUGUGAAGAUUCUUAA
Molecule: messenger RNA, 303 nt
Organism: Cajanus cajan (pigeon pea)
Lineage: Eukaryota; Viridiplantae; Streptophyta; Magnoliopsida; Fabales; Fabaceae
Source: RefSeq, a predicted model, not a curated record